ACGUGAAUUGAAUUUAUGCUUGACAUUAUCAAGCUCGCAAUAUUUAUAGACCAACUGCUGGAGAAAUCUUGCUGUUAUGGGCAAUUCUACUCCAACAAGUUGAACUCAAAGAUGCAGCUCUUGAUCAUUUUUGCAGCCAUCCUAGUCGCAAUCAAUGCUACUACUGACGAAGAACAUUGGUUGGAGUUUCAGCGAACCGAGAACAAAGCAUAUUCAGAUCCAUCAGAAAAAGUAAGGAGAUUUGGAGUAUUCCAGAACAAUUUACGGAUAAUCGAAAAACACAAUGCAAGGUAUCAUCAAGGACUCGAAAGCUACUUUUUGGGAGUUACAAGUUUUGCGGAUUGGACCGAUGAAGAAUACCUCGAUUUGCUCAACUUCCAAGAUGAUGAAAUUCCUGCUUUGAACGAGAGUUUUCACGUUUUUGCUGAAGAUCUGAAAGUGGCAGAUUCCAAAGACUGGGUCGUGGAAGGAGCAGUUUUGCCUGUGCAGAAUCAGGGUAAAUGCCAAUCGUGUUGGGCCUUCAGUGUUAAUGGUGCUUUGGAAGGACAAAAUGUCAUUGUGAAUAAGGUUAGGAUACCCCUCAGCGAACAGCAAUUGGUCGACUGCUUCCACAAAACUUGCAGUAAAGGUAGUCAAAGGAAUAAGGCUCUCGACUAUAUCAAGAGUAAUGGACUACAAGCAGACAGUUCUUAUCCUUACGUAGCAAAAUAUACCCACUGUCAAUAUGACUCCAAAGAAGUGAUUCUGAGAAUGAAGGGAUAUAAAAGAUUGAGCCCAAAUGAGGAAGAACUCAAGAAAGCUGUAGGAACCCUGGGACCCAUAUCUGUGGGUAUUAAUGCGAGGGAUUUAAAACUGUACCAAGGUGGAAUCUUCAAUCCAGCUAACUGCCCAACUAAUACCAAUCACGCAGUGUUAGCUGUUGGUUAUGGUACGUCUGCCUCAGGAAUGAAGUACUGGCUGCUGAAGAAUACUUAUGGAGUAAAGUGGGGUGAAGAUGGAUACCUCAGACUGAUCAGAGAUGCAGAUAACAAGUGCGGCGUGGCAACCAGGAUGUACUACGCAUUUCUCAAGUAGAAUUACCCGAAUUCAUUCAUACAGCAAUUGACAAUGAAAGGAAAUCUCUAUACACAUAUUGCAUAAUGAUUCUUCAACUAUAUAUAACAUUUAUAGAUGUGACAUCUUAUUAAAUUUUACUAAUAAAAUUGUAUAUUCUUGGG
Leptinotarsa decemlineata (Colorado potato beetle) is the source of this 1217-nucleotide messenger RNA. Its product is annotated as cathepsin L-like proteinase. Gene Ontology annotation, biological process: proteolysis. Lineage: Eukaryota; Metazoa; Arthropoda; Insecta; Coleoptera; Chrysomelidae. The record is from RefSeq and is a predicted model, not a curated record. Gene Ontology annotation, molecular function: cysteine-type peptidase activity.